Peronospora matthiolae is the source of this 216-nucleotide messenger RNA. The record is from the annotation of a GenBank genome assembly. NCBI's taxonomy places the organism in Eukaryota, Oomycota, Peronosporomycetes, Peronosporales, Peronosporaceae.
AUGAUGAAAGAUACGGAGUUGGACCUCGACCUCCUGGCGAUCAACGAGGACGACGUGCGUCAAACCGUCUACAAGCAACUGGCAAGCGCAAGAGUGAAGCAAGACCCGGCAUGUCAUUCAGCUCGCCCUCGAACUGGAUUAGGUCAGCAAGUGCGCCGGAACACGACUCAACCGUCACCAGAAACGACGAUCAAGUGCUCCAGAAACGAUGUCUGA